AAGCUCAAUAAAUAUAAAUUAAAAAUAUAAAAUAUACACGUAUACAAAAAUGAGUGCGUACUUUUUCGUUAUGUUAAAAAAUAUUUUAAUUUUUGGGUUUAUAACCGAUAUUAUGAUGUCAUCUAAUGAUGCUACAUUAAACAAAAAUUUUGCUAAUAAAUAUAGUCUUCUCAAUCAUUCAUUAUUUGAAAAUGUUAUACCAGUUUAUAAGUAUCAAUGUUUACGUACUGGGAUUACUAUUGUAUUUGGUGAUAUUGAUGGUCCUAUUGUUAAUGGAUAUUUCACUUUAGCCACAGAAACUCAUGAUGAUGAUGGUAUUCCACAUACAUUAGAACAUUUAAUUUUUAAUGGUUCGGAAGAUUAUCCUUACACAGGAGUAAUUCCUUUACUGGCAAAUCGAUGUCUUUCUUCAGGAAUCUGUGCAAAUACACAUGUCGAUCAUACUCGUUAUACUGUCAGCACAGCCGGGAGUGAAGGAUUUCUUUCAUUGCUUCCAAUUUAUCUUGAUCAUAUUUUAUAUCCUACUUUAACUGAUGCUGGUUUUAUCACAGAAGUUCAUCAUAUAACUUCAGAAGGUAAAGAUGCUGGUGUUGUUUAUUGUGAAAUGCAAGGAUGUGAAAAUAAUGCAGAAGUAAUUGUAUAUCAAUCGUUUCUUAAAAAAGUAUAUCCUGGUAAAUGUGGUUACAAAUCAAUAUAUGGAGGAACUAUGAAAAAUUUACGAGAGUCAAUUACUAUUGAAAAAAUUCGUAAAUAUCAUCAAGCAUAUUACCGGCCUGAAAAUCUGUUACUUUUAGUUACUGGAAAAGUAGACCAUUCUUCUUUAUUUAAUAGUCUAGAACCAGUUAUCCAAAAAAUUUUAUCAAAAGGAAGCCGUGGAGAAUAUGUAAAACCCUGGCAAAAUUCUGUAGAUCCUCUAACAGAAUCUUCGAAUUAUGCAGAAUUAUUUCCAUGCGAUGUAGAGACCAAUGGUUUGAUCAAUAUUGGUUGGAGAGGCCCAAUUGGAUCAAUUUAUUCAUACAAGUAUAAGGCUUGUGAUUCACUUUUAAAUUAUUUAACUCGUUUUCAUAUUUUGUUAGAGUUUGUUCAAAUAUCUGACCCAUUAUGUAGCACGGUGUCUUUCCGUAUUAGCGAUAAUUUAAAUCCAUUUAUAAUUCUUGAAUUUUAUAAUGUACCAUUUCAAAAAUUAGACGAAGAACAAAUAUCAUCAAAAUUAAAUGAAGUAUUUAAUAAGCUUAAUUGUGAUAAUGAUUAUUUUAACCUAAAAACACUGAAAAAAUCUAUUAAAAGACGUAAGCUAUCUAAACUAAAAAAUCUAAAUAAUGAUCCUACUUUUACUUUAUCAAACUUAAUUAUUGGUGAUUUUUUGUAUGGAACGAGUCAAUCAGAUUUAGACGAAAGAUUGAAUACAAUUAAUAUUUUGGAUAAACUUCUCGAAGAAGAUAUCUCGUUUUGGAAACUGAUUUUGAAUGAUUAUUUAUUAAACAAUUAUAAAGUAGUUGUAAGAGGAAUUCCAUCUAUUAAAAAACAACAUGAGCUAGCUAAUGAAGAAAUUCAAAGAGUAUCACAACGCAAAAAAAAUUUAGGAGAAGAUGGUUUAAAAUUAAAAGCCAUUGAACUACUGAGUGCUAAAACAGAAUAUGAAAAAAAACCUCCCAGCGAAAUGUAUACUUCAGUCAAAAUUCCUGAUGUCACUCUGAUAAAUUGUUUAACUUAUGAUACUUUUUCAUCAAAUUCAAUAAAUCAACAUAAUUUAUUCAAAACUUCCGAAGUCCCAUUGUUUGUUGAAAUUAACAAUAUUAAAAGUAAUUUUAUUUAUCUGAGAGCAUUCAUCAACACUAAAGAUUUGGCAUUGAAUCUUAGAAAAUACUUACUCAUUUAUCUUGAUUUAAUAACGGAAAGUUCUGUAAUACGUAAUGGUAUACAAUUAGAUUAUACAGAAUUGAGAAAAGAUAUUCUUUUAACAAAAGCAUCUAUUGGGAUUGGUUCAAGAUAUUUUUCAUUUGGAUAUUUUACCUCGGUUAUACUUUUAACACUUAAAAUCAAACUAGAAAAUUAUGAUACAGGCAUUAAUAGGCUUCAUGAUUUACUUUGUAAUACAUUCAUUACUAAAGAAAUGUUUUCUAUUAUGUUAUCAAGAGUUAUAAAUGAAGUUCCUAGUUAUCGUAGGGAUGGACACUAUAUGUUAAAACAAAUUUUAAUAAAUAUGAUGUACAGACAAGAUAACAACGCUUACGCAUGUAGUACUUUAAAACAAUAUAAAUUUUUAACUAGCUUGCAAAAAACAAUCGAAUCUGAAGAAGGUUGGAAAGUUGUAAAUGAAGAUUUAAAUAAAUUAAAAUUAUUUUUAGCUAAUCCAGAUAAUAUUAAAGUACACAUAACUGGUAAUAUAGAUAAAUUAUUUGACAUUAACCCUGAAGCUUUUGCUGCAUUACAAAAAAUUAUUCCAGAUAAUUUAAAGGGAUCAGUACAACCAUUUAAAACACAGUUUGAUUCUGAUUAUAUAUUACCUCAAAACCAAUGUACAAUUCGAGCUUGUAUUGUUGGAAUGGGUUCUAUUGAAACAAGUAAUUUCAUCCAAGCUACAGAUUGUAUAAACGAUCAUAACCAUCCAGACAUCGCUGCUAUUCAUGUAUUUUUGGCAUACUUUACUCAGAUGGAAGGACCUAUGUGGAAGAAAGUUUAUGGAUCAGGUCUUGCAUAUUGCUGUGGUAUUGUUAUAGAGCCAGAUCACGGAAAAAUUUACUUAAUUUUACAAAAUUCUGUAGAUGUACCAGCUGCUUAUCAAGCUACUAAAUCAAUACUAGAUGAACAUUUAUCCAGUGGAUUUUCUUGGGAUCAAACAGUUUUCGAAUCAGCAAAAGGUUGUCUUACAUUUGAAAUGGUUAAUAAAGAUUGUAAAGUUAAUAAAUCAACUACUGGACCAAUUUUGUUGUACUUCCGAAAUUUAAAACAAUCUUAUAACCAGGACCUUAUUAAAAAAAUAUCAUUAGUAAAACUUGAAGAUCUUCCUGAAAUUGGCAGAAAGUAUGUGAAGCCAUUAUUUAAUCCACAAUCUACCAUAACUGCAAUGGUCUGUCCUCCUACAAAAGUUGAAGAAUCAGCUAAUGAAUUUGAAAAAAUUGGUAUUAAAAUGAAUGUGUACAAGUCUUUAGAUGAAAGUUUUUUGAAUAAUUAACAGCAUACUUAGAAUACUUUUUCAAAUACCUCUAGGAAUACUUUUUUGAAUCAUUGUAUCAAAUCUAAAAAUUAUUUUAUAUUUUAUUAAUAAACAAAAUACAUUACUCAGACCAAGACAAUCAAAGUAGAUGCCCAAAAAUUUUAAAUAUCCACAAUUUUUAAAAGUAUCACCAACUAAUAAUUAUCUAUUAGACAUAUUAGUCAUUAUAAUGUAUAUUUGACGUUUAUUAG
Messenger RNA from Daktulosphaira vitifoliae (grape phylloxera), 3408 nucleotides. RefSeq lists its product as uncharacterized. NCBI's taxonomy places the organism in Eukaryota, Metazoa, Arthropoda, Insecta, Hemiptera, Phylloxeridae. The record is from RefSeq and is a predicted model, not a curated record. Gene Ontology annotation, molecular function: metal ion binding. The transcript is spliced from 18 exons. Bases 50 to 3175 code for a protein of 1041 amino acids.